This is a messenger RNA of Arabidopsis thaliana (thale cress), 2253 nucleotides long. Its product is annotated as 3'-5' exonuclease domain-containing protein. Bases 49 to 1599 code for a protein of 516 amino acids. NCBI's taxonomy places the organism in Eukaryota, Viridiplantae, Streptophyta, Magnoliopsida, Brassicales, Brassicaceae. The transcript has 6 exons. Gene Ontology annotation, molecular function: 3'-5' exonuclease activity; nucleic acid binding. The record is from RefSeq and is marked reviewed.
CUCUCCUUCAAUGUAACUUUCAACUAAAUUGAUUUUGCUCUUUGAACGAUGGAGACCAAUCUAAAGAUCUAUCUAGUUUCAUCCACCGACUCGUCCGAGUUCACUCACCUGAAAUGGUCUUUCACUCGUUCUACGAUCAUCGCCUUAGACGCCGAAUGGAAGCCACAACACUCCAAUACGUCGUCGUUUCCGACCGUCACUCUCCUCCAAGUCGCAUGCCGACUCAGUCACGCCACGGAUGUCUCCGAUGUCUUCCUCAUUGAUUUGAGUUCGAUUCAUCUUCCAUCGGUUUGGGAGCUGUUGAAUGAUAUGUUCGUGUCGCCGGAUGUUCUGAAACUAGGGUUUCGGUUUAAACAGGAUUUGGUUUACUUGUCUUCGACAUUUACUCAACAUGGAUGUGAAGGUGGAUUCCAAGAGGUGAAACAAUACUUGGAUAUUACAAGCAUAUACAAUUAUCUGCAACAUAAGCGGUUUGGGAGAAAGGCGCCAAAGGAUAUCAAGAGCUUGGCUGCUAUAUGUAAGGAAAUGCUGGACAUCUCUCUCUCAAAGGAACUUCAAUGUAGUGAUUGGUCAUAUCGUCCUCUUACAGAAGAACAGAAACUAUACGCUGCCACAGAUGCUCACUGCCUGCUCCAGAUAUUCGAUGUAUUUGAGGCGCAUCUUGUUGAAGGAAUCACAGUGCAAGAUCUUAGAGUGAUAAAUGUUGGCUUACAAGAAAUUCUGACUGAAUCGGACUAUAGCAGUAAGAUUGUCACAGUCAAACUUUGCAAGGCUACAGAUGUAAUCAGAUCAAUGUCGGAAAAUGGUCAAAACAUAGCCAAUGGAGUGGUUCCAAGAAAAACGACACUAAACACGAUGCCAAUGGAUGAGAAUUUGUUGAAGAUUGUCAGGAAGUUUGGAGAACGGAUCCUGUUGAAGGAGUCUGAUCUUCUACCAAAGAAACUUAAGAAGAAAACAAGAAGACGUGUCGCCUCAAGCACUAUGAACACAAAUAAGCAGUUGGUCUGUUCUGCGGACUGGCAAGGUCCACCGCCAUGGGACUCAUCUUUAGGCGGUGAUGGCUGCCCUAAAUUUCUAUUGGAUGUGAUGGUUGAAGGUUUGGCGAAACAUCUACGUUGUGUGGGGAUUGAUGCUGCAAUCCCACACUCAAAGAAGCCGGAUUCAAGGGAGUUGCUUGAUCAAGCAUUCAAAGAGAACAGAGUUCUAUUAACAAGAGAUACAAAAUUGUUGAGACACCAGGAUUUGGCAAAGCAUCAAAUAUAUCGAGUAAAGAGUCUUCUUAAAAAUGAGCAGCUACUUGAGGUGAUAGAGACUUUCCAGCUAAAGAUCAGCGGAAAUCAGCUGAUGUCCAGAUGUACGAAGUGCAAUGGGAAAUUUAUUCAGAAACCUCUAAGCAUUGAAGAAGCUAUUGAAGCAGCAAAGGGUUUCCAAAGAAUACCCAACUGCUUAUUUAACAAAAAUUUAGAGUUUUGGCAGUGCAUGAACUGCCAUCAACUAUACUGGGAGGUAAGUCACCUACCCCAUCUUUUGCCGUUGUGCAUUAUAGUUCUUGAACGAGUAUACCUUGUGUCAAAAAAUCAUCUGGUCCAUCUAUGUUAGUUGUUUUGCUGAUUGAACAGUCAAAUUUUAGUUGCCUAACGAUAUUUAUCAAAUCAGUGAUCCAAUUAAUAUUUGUAUGAAGUCUUAGUUGGUGAAUUGAAUCUUGAUUUCUUUAAAACAUCUUCAUGUGUUCAUGUCUUAGAGCAGAAAUCAUCUCCACAAGAUUCAUAACUUCCUAUAUAGCUCUGAUCUGUUCUGUCUCUAAUAGUCAGUGUCCGACAUAUUUAAUGUUUGUUAUGUGGUUUCAGGGAACUCAGUAUCAUAACGCAGUCCAGAAGUUCAUGGAAGUAUGCAAGUUGAGUGAGUGAUUCACUUUUUUUUUUUUUUUUUGGGUUUUUACAAUUUUGGUGAAGUGUUCAAUCUCUCGUUACCUCAGUUCCUCAAAUGUUUUUAUUUUAUAUCAAACGUCUCUAAGCAAACAAGAUGUGUUUGUAACUUGUGUCGUUUGCACACAUGUGUUCCAGAGGUUAUUAACCGUGUACAAAUGUUUUAGUUUGUUUUACAAAGUUGAACACAUUACUAUCUUAUGAGAAGAAUAGACUUGUAGUAUUUUCUAUUUACCAGUUAAAUUCUUGCAUAAUUUUCAAAGUGGAAUAUUAUUUUCAAUAUGCUUUCUUGAGAUGAUGGCUUUUCUAGCCGUAGAUUCAUGCAUUU